AUGAGCCGAAAGUCGACUCCCAGUAUCAAAGUGAGAGAUGAAGGUGACAGAGUCUCUGGCACAAACUUGAACCCACUCACUACCUCAGCAGCUACUCGUUCUGCCUCAGCAAAUCGCACACCUUUCGCUGUCUUACACUCAGAAAAGGUCAAUAACAUCCAGCAACCAAAAUCCAAGGAUAAGACUUCAUCUGAGGGCACUGAAGCAAAACCUAUGAGCACUAUGGAAGAUAUUCUUUGCCGUCUCAAGCUCAAUGAUUCUCGCAAAGUCAGCCCUCCUACCACGGACACCAAGCCUCCGAAACCUGACUUUGAAAUCUUUGAUAAACUUGUCAACAAUCUACAGGACCAGAGCAAGACUUUGAAAAGACAAGAGAAGGAACUCAAGAAUGAGGCAGAAGGUGAAAGCAACAAAGCCAGUGACCGUUCUUCCGGUUCAACUAUCUACACCCCCAACACCGAUGCUUCCGGUUCACAGAAGCCAGUCCCGCAAUCCUCGGGUACCGGCAAGGUAGACAUGGUAGAUUUGAUGCGUGUCAAGCAAGAACUUGAGGCAGCCAGAUCAGUCAUUUCCCGCCAGGAACAGGAGCUUGCUGAAACACGCACUCUCAAGCACACCAUGGAUCAGGCCAUGGGUCCUCCUUCUGAAGUUGAUUUCGGUGCUCCUAAUGACAUCAGCGAGCAAACGAUUGGCCAUCUCCAGAGUGCCUUCAAUGCUUCUGCCCGGCCAUUCACUUCUCGCAAUGAGUCUUGGGCUGCCCAAGAAGCACAACGUCAGGACCAGGCCGAGGUGUUGAGUACUGCAAACUUUGGACGUGGCCGAGGCAUCUGGAACAACACUUCGGGCUCUAUGGCGGACGUGUUGAAUGCCAAUGCUUCUGUUCUUGGAUACAACAACCCCCGCGAUGCUCGUGCCCCUGGCCAGUAUCCUAGUGUCUACGGAGGUACCAUAUCUCCUGUUGAAGCUUUUCCGCCUCGCAACCUCGCCCCUCCUCCCGCUCCUUUCAGCUACGACAUGCGACCAGGCAAUGAUGUCAUGCAGUUCAACCCUUCUCUUGGUGUCAGACGCAACAACGGACAACUGAGAAUCAAUCCAGGACUGGUUGACCCAUUAGCUCAAUAUGGCAACCUUUCUGGCACUGCUUCAGCACUGACGCCUCCCCCGAUCAGCCCACUGGGCAUGCCUGCGCAGUUCAGCUACCAACGUGCUCUUACAAGUCCAAUGUCUCCACCGUCGACCGAAUUUCCCGUCAAUGGUAUUCCAGGAACUAGCAACCCGUGGACUGUUCCGGCUACUGGAGCAAAUGGACAAACUUACAUUACUCCUCUAGAGCCGAUGAACUAUCGUCGCCUUCUUGAUAAGUCAGUCUCAUGCGACUGGAAGUACAUUGUCGACAAGAUCGUCUGUAACAAUGACCAACAAGCAAGCAUCUUCCUCCAACAGAAGCUCAAGGUCGGCACAGCUGAGCAGAAGUUCGAGAUCGUCGAGUCUAUCGUGGCGCAAGCAUACCCGUUGAUGAUCAAUCGUUUCGGUAACUUUCUUGUCCAGCGAUGCUUCGAACAUGGUACUCCUGACCAGGUCGUUGCUAUUGCGAACGCAGUCCACGGCAAUGUGAUUGCUCUCAGCAUGGACCCUUUCGGUUGUCACGUUAUACAGAAGGCAUUCGAUUCGGUGCCAGAGGAUCACAAGGCCGCCAUGGUCCGCGAACUUCUUCGCCGGAUUCCCGACACUGUGAUUCAUCGAUAUGCGUGCCACGUUUGGCAGAAAUUGUUUGAGCUCAGAUGGAGUGGUGAGCCGCCACAGAUCAUGCUGGAAGUCAACAAAGCUCUCCGAGGCAUGUGGCAUGAAGUUGCUCUAGGUGAAACCGGCAGCCUCGUCGUCCAGAACAUUUUCGAGAAUUGUAUCGAAGAGGAAAAACGCCCGGCCAUCGAAGAAGUCAUCACCAACAUUGACCUCAUUGCCCAUGGACAAUUCGGCAACUGGUGCAUUCAACAUUUGUGCGAGCACGGCUCCCCUCCAGACAAGCGCCGUGUCAUUGACCACAUCCUGGCCAACUCCUACAACUACAGCAUUGACCAAUUUGCUUCCAAAGUUGUUGAAAAAUGCCUCAAGAUUGGAGGUUCGGAAUUUUUGGAUCGUUAUCUUGGGGUUAUCACCACUGCUCACCCUGAUCGUCCACGCAUCCCUCUCAUUGACAUUGCGGGCGACCAAUACGGCAAUUACUUGAUCCAAUGGAUUCUCAUGAACACCCACCAUCAUCAGCGCGAACAAGUGGCCAUUCAUAUCCGCAAGCACAUGGUGUCUCUCAGAGGUUCGAAAUUUGGUUCCCGUGUUGCUAUGCUGUGCUGCAACCCUAACUCGGUCACUCGUCCUGGUCCUGGCGCUUCUGUCAAUCCGUUUGGUGCUCCAGGCCAACCACGAAGCCAGUGGCCACGAUUCCGCUGA
Molecule: messenger RNA, 2445 nt
Organism: Exophiala oligosperma
Lineage: Eukaryota; Fungi; Ascomycota; Eurotiomycetes; Chaetothyriales; Herpotrichiellaceae
Exons: 4
Coding region: 1-2445 (814 amino acids)
Biological process (GO): post-transcriptional regulation of gene expression
Cellular component (GO): cytoplasm
Molecular function (GO): mRNA 3'-UTR binding
Source: RefSeq, a predicted model, not a curated record